GGUAGAGUUCACCAGUCCUUCACUACCGACCACAGAGGCAACAUCACCCUCUCUGAACGCACGGGACACGCACGGCAUAUUCACCACGAAGGAGGCCGACCUGUACGCACUCAGCAACGGGAUAAAACCUAGAAGACAGCGUCUGAAGUGUCGGUUGUAGGAAUAACAAAUAAAGACACCGCCGCGCUGGAACUGUCAUCUUACUUGGCAUCCGAUGACCUCGUUUUUGUUUUAGAUAUUUAUCGCUAGGACACUUCCAAGCGCUUUUGUCAAAACUUGAAUACAUUUUUCAGUUAGGCUACUUCUAAGUGCACUUACAUUCUGACAGACACUUGUUAUCAGUUAUCACAAUUAAUUGUAUCUUUGAAAAUUAUAGCACAUACUGUCAAUGUAGUACAGUCUUGUGCGGCAACCUCUCGCAGAAGGGUUAUGGACAAUGAUUACACUAGGAAUGUAGCCCAAAUUAUGGUCAUAUCCAUCUCUUCAUACGCCCUUGGUUGUUUUGGAUUUUAAUGCUUUCCUUGGAAAUCCAGGAUUUCAAGUGCAACUGAACCCCGCGUCUUUUACGGUUUACCAAAUAAGCUCGAAUUUGGAAAAUAAUUUAUCAAAGGAACACUAAACCAAAUCAACAUGCGACGAAUCCCAUCUCCCUUGAGUUAUCUGUUCCUACACUUCUUUGCAUUCUGCUACUAUGCUCAGGUAACCAAUCAGUCCCCGCCUAAUUUCACGCAGCAUGUAAGCGACCAGAGUAAAGUGACGGACCGGGUGAGCCGCAGGUUAAUUCGGACCUACCAACUUUAUAGCCGAACCAGUGGGAAGCACGUGCAAGUUCUCCCUAAUAAGAAGAUCAACGCCAUGGCGGAUGAUGGAGAUGUUCAUGCCAAGCUUGUUGUGGAGACGGACACAUUUGGAAGUCGUGUGCGGAUCAAGGGAGCCGAGACUGGAUUCUAUAUCUGCAUGAACAAGAGGGGGAAGCUGAUUGGAAAGAAAAAUGGUCAAGGCCGUGACUGCAUCUUCACAGAGAUCGUACUGGAGAACAACUACACGGCACUGAGGAACGCUCGCUACGAGAACUGGUACAUGGCCUUUACCCGACGCGGUCGCCCACGGAAAGGCUCACGGACGCGCCAGCACCAACGCGAGGUCCACUUUAUGAAGAGACUUCCUCGCGGACAUCAACCCGUCCACCAGGCGCACCAACGGCCGUUCGACUUCAUCCAGUACCCUUUCAGUAAGAGGACUAAACGCACACACCACUCAGCUGAGCGCUGAGGGGGAAGACAGAAGGGGAGAGAAACACUGACUGACAAAGCAGGCGCAAUCUCUUCUGCCCCUAGUCUACUUAAGUCAUUUUUUACUGAGCAUAACUAUACCCUAACUUUUAGUUUUUCUAUUUUUAUUAUAAAGUUAAAAAAAAUAUAAAAAAAUGAAGAAAAAAAACAUACAAAUGAGGAAUCUAUUUUUCUACUCCAGACUU
Messenger RNA from Osmerus eperlanus (European smelt), 1477 nucleotides. It is a transcript of the gene fgf8a, whose product is annotated as fibroblast growth factor 8a. The transcript is spliced from 5 exons. Gene Ontology annotation, cellular component: cytoplasm. The record is from RefSeq and is a predicted model, not a curated record. The coding region runs from base 631 to 1272 and encodes 213 amino acids. Gene Ontology annotation, molecular function: fibroblast growth factor receptor binding; growth factor activity. Gene Ontology annotation, biological process: limb morphogenesis; fibroblast growth factor receptor signaling pathway; embryonic heart tube development. Lineage: Eukaryota; Metazoa; Chordata; Actinopteri; Osmeriformes; Osmeridae.